ACACACACACACACACACACACACACACACACACACACACACACACACACACACACACACACACACACACACACACACACACACACACACACACACACACACACGCUCGAGCUAUUUGCAGAAACACAGGGCGGUCUGAGCUGCAGAAAGAGUGUCCACUCUGCUUCAUCUCACCUUCAUCUGGGAGCCGCUGCCUCCGAUCAUCGGAUUAUUCUAAUCUGAGGAUUUUUUAUUAUUAUUUGAAGGUGAGAGGGGGUGUUUGUUUCUGAGCGGAAUGAGGGUCGUGAAGGCCUGAAGCCUUUUGGUCUCUGGAAAGCUGCCAUGUGACAUUUGGCUGCCAGUGCUCUGCCAGAAGGUCAAAGGGGGCCCCAGUGCAUGUUUGAUAAAAAUGAAGUCCUGUGCCACACACAGCAUCCACCAAGACUUCUUCAGCGACUCUCUGGAUGGUGUCUCCAGGUUUGGAGGCUCUAGUCAAGAACACGAGCCUGCACACAGGUCCAAACCCCCAAGCACCAAAAAGAUUUUCCCCUGGAUGAAAGAGUCCAGACACUCCAAUGAGAACACAGAUUUCACCGAAAAGUGUCCAAGCUCGACCCCGGCCUCCAAGCGCAUGCGCACCGCGUACACGAGCGCGCAACUGGUUGAGCUGGAGAAGGAGUUCCACUUCAGCCGCUACCUGUGCAGGCCGCGGCGGGUGGAGAUGGCCAGCCUGCUCAACCUGAACGAGAGGCAGAUCAAGAUCUGGUUUCAAAACCGGAGGAUGAAGCAGAAGAAGGACCAAAGAGUCCAGGGCCUCUCCACCACGACCUCCUCACCCUCACCCCCAUCCUCCCCCUCCACUGCGUGCAGCCCCACUCUGGCGAGCCUUGGCUAUGUCCAUCUGGGUGCUGAUUACCAGCCGGCUUCCCCUCCGUUCAAACAGCGGCCGGCUUACCCGGCAGAAUACUCCAAAUACCCACCUCCGACCUUUACGCACGAUCCGCAGUUUGAUGUGCGGCAGUACAACACACAAAACCCAACCGUGGGAGACGACCUGAACGGUCCGUACUUCUCACAGAGCUGCUCACCUCAGGACAGAAUCAUGCAAGCUCCAAAACUGACCCAUCUGUAGCACAAAU
Messenger RNA from Nothobranchius furzeri (turquoise killifish), 1118 nucleotides. RefSeq names its product homeobox protein Hox-B3a. Gene Ontology annotation, cellular component: nucleus. Gene Ontology annotation, molecular function: DNA-binding transcription factor activity, RNA polymerase II-specific; RNA polymerase II cis-regulatory region sequence-specific DNA binding. NCBI's taxonomy places the organism in Eukaryota, Metazoa, Chordata, Actinopteri, Cyprinodontiformes, Nothobranchiidae. The record is from RefSeq and is a predicted model, not a curated record. Gene Ontology annotation, biological process: regulation of transcription by RNA polymerase II; anterior/posterior pattern specification; embryonic skeletal system morphogenesis.